CUUCCUUUACUGCCACCACCACCAAUACUUUCACCACCGCUUGUACUACCACCAUCACCUAUACUCCCACCACCUCCUCUACCACCAACCCUACCGCUAUUACCACUGCCACCUCUACUUAAACUGACACUCUACUGCCAUGGCCACAUCUAUAGUCACUGCUACCUCUACUGUCACCACCACCUUUACUGCCACCGCUCCUUCACUGCCACUGUUACCUGCACUGCCACUGCCACCUCUGCUGUCACUUUCACCUCUACUGCCACCUUUACAGAUACUGACACCACCAUCUUUACCUCCACUGCCACCCCUACUGCCACCAUGACCUCUACUGUCACCUCUACUUCUACUACCACAGCCACAUCUAAUGCUUUCAAACCUCUACACUCUACCACCUCUACUUCUACAAGACCUCUACUACCACUGCCAACUCUAGUGCCAGCACCACCAGUACUGUCACCACCACCCAUAUUAUCACCAUCACCCUUGCUACCACCACCACCUCUAAUGCCACUACUACCUCAAUGGCCACAUCCAUUGCCACCAUCACCCAUACUACCAUCAAAACCCAUACUGCAACCACCACCACUACUUCCACCACCACCUCUACUGCCAGCACCACUUCUAUAGCCACUGCUACCAAUACUGCCACUACCACCCCUGCAGCCACCACUUCUACUGCCACUGCCACUUCUACUGUUGCCACCUCCUAUACUGCCAGAGCCAUCUAUACUACCACCGCUAACUCUACUGUCACAACCACUUCUACUGCUACAACCACCCAUGCUGCCACCACCACCUCUACUGCCACAGCAACAUCUACUAACACAACCUCUCCAUCCACCACCUCCUUUACUGUCAAAACCACCUCUACUGCCACCACCUCCUCUACUGUUACCACCACUCGUACUUCCACCACCACCUCUACUGCCACCAACAUGUCUGCUGUCACCAUCACCUAUUCUACUACCUUCAUCCAUACUGCCACCAACACGUAUACUUCCACGAAAACCUCUACUGCAACCAAAACCUUUACUGCCACCACCAUCUCUACUGCCACUGCCAUCUUUACUUCCACUGCCACCCUUACUGCUACUAUGAUCUCUACUGCCACCCCACUCCUACUGCCACCGCUACCUUUAUUGCCUUGCCACCUUUACAAUCUACCACCUCUAAUUAUGCACUUCUAAUGCCACUGCCGCCUCUACUGUCACCACCACCCAUAUUACCACCAUCACCCUUGCUGCCGUUACCACUUCUAAUGCCACCACUACCUCUACAGCCAACUCCCUUGCCACCACCACUA
Molecule: messenger RNA, 1306 nt
Organism: Trichechus manatus latirostris (Florida manatee)
Lineage: Eukaryota; Metazoa; Chordata; Mammalia; Sirenia; Trichechidae
Product: cell wall protein DAN4-like
Exons: 1
Coding region: 525-1190 (221 amino acids)
Source: RefSeq, a predicted model, not a curated record